Molecule: messenger RNA, 2581 nt
Organism: Macadamia integrifolia
Lineage: Eukaryota; Viridiplantae; Streptophyta; Magnoliopsida; Proteales; Proteaceae
Product: nuclear matrix constituent protein 1-like
Exons: 1
Coding region: 140-2377 (745 amino acids)
Source: RefSeq, a predicted model, not a curated record
UAUAUCUCUCUCAUCUACCACGGCUGAACGGCUUCCAUUUCCACCAUAAAACCCUAGAGAAAGGAAAAAACCCUAACCUCUUAUCUGCAAUUGUUUCCCAAUCUCCACCAGAAUACCUUCUCCAGUUCAAUAAUCACAAAUGGCAAGGAAGAAAGCUUCCCAGCAGCAGCAGCAGCAGCAAGAGAAUCCUCCCAAAGAGGUCUUGCAGAUGGAGAAGCCUCACGAGACGACUAUGGAGGAUUACUCAGAAAAGCUCUCCAACUUGAAAUCUCUCAAUGCUCUUCUCCUUAAAGAGACCGUCAAACGUAGACAACAAGUCGACUCACUUGUCCAAUCCAAAGAGUCGCUGGAAUCGGAGAUCUCUCGCACUUUGCUCGACAAACAGAGAUUGGAAUCCGAGAAGUUUUUCUUCCAGGAUGAAACCAUCGUCGCCGAGCUCGAGCAGAGGUUGACUCUAACUUUCGUCUCGUCACAACUCAACCAGCAAGCUGAGAGCUUGAAGAAUGAGAUAAGGAAAGCAAAUGAAGAGACGAGAGCUCAGACUGCCGUCUUUGAAGCUAAGCUGAAAGAGAAAAUCAAUGACAAAGAGAAAUCCAGGAAGGCAACUGAGACUAGGAUGGAAGAACAGCAGAAAGAGAUGAACCAGAUGAGCGAGGACUUUCGCAGGUACAGGAACGAAGUCCGAAAGGAUCUCGAUCUGAAACAGAAGGAGGCGAAUAGGUUGAGGUCAACGGUGGUAGCGUUGGAGAAGAGCAAUGCGGAGGCUCGGGAAGAGAUUGGUCAGAUGCAAAUGGAACGCGACGAGGUUAGGCAAGAGACGGAGAAAAGGUAUGGAGACAUGAAGAGAGAAAUGGAAGCCGCUGUUAGAGAGAAGGGUGAGAUCGAGGCUGCAACGAAGAAACAGUUUCGUGAGAUCAACUCCUUGAAGAAAUCAUUGGCUGUCCUAACAGCCGACCACAGCAGUGAGAGAGAAGCAUCCGAGCGUGUUCUUCGUGAAAAGGAUCUGAUCCAACAACACCUCGACACCCACAUAGAAGAGAUAAAAAGUUUGAGGUCAACUCUUCUUGAGCUGGAGAAGAGUAGAUCAGACACUCAUGACGAGCACCAUCGAUUACAGACAAAGCACAAACUACUUUUGGAAGACAAAGAAAAGAUGAAGAUGAGCCUUGCUGCACUAGAAAGAGACAAGGCCUCUGCAGAGAGAAGCCUGAUACAGUCAACACAACAAAUAGAAGAUCUUAAGAGAGAGGUCACAGAAGUUGUAGCAGACAAGCAGCAGAUCCAGUAUGAGAAGACUCAGCAAGCAGUAGAGAUCAAUGAACGGAAAAAAGAAGUGGCUCAGCUCAGUUCCACCAUUUCCAGUCUACAAAAGCAGGAAGAAGGUUUGCAGCUGAAAAUUUCCGAGAUGGGAAGUAGUAAUGCAGAUGCUCAAGAGAAGCAACAGCAGCUGUUGAUGGAGUUCAAUGUGUUGGUUAAAGAAAAGGAGGAGAACGAAAAACUCUGUGAGAAGUUGAUGGAGGCCAAUCAGAGUCUUGAAGAGUCCUAUCGGCGAAUAAAGGAGCAAUGGAGAAAGGUGCAGGAAAUAGUCAUUGAGAAGGAUGUGAUAGAGCAGGUGAAGAUUAAGCUGGAGGCUGAAAUCUUUGAGCUACAUGAAGAGAUGAGAAAGCUAAGGGCCACUGUAUCCACACUGUACGAAACAUGUCGAGAACACGAAGAAAACAGCAACCAACUCAAAGCUGAAGCAAUCCAAAACAGAGAUGCUCACGAUCGUGUUGCUCUUGAGAGGGACGAUGCUCUGAAGCUACUUAAUAUGGAGAAAAAGGAGUACUCCACCUUGAGAUUGAAACUUCUGGAAUUGGAGAAGAAUCUUAAGGAGACCAAAGAAGAAAUUGCUCAGCUACAUACAGAGCGUGAUAAUCUAGUCAUGGAAAGGAAAGAGAUGGAGGGCAACCUUCAAUGGCUGACUGAGGAGAAGGCUUCAUUGCAGAAGGCCUUGUUAGAAGCUCAACAAGGUCCCGAGGAUCAGCAGGUUAAAAUGAUAUCCACAGACAAGUUGUCAGACCGAACCUUAUCCAUGUUAAAGGACAUGGUAGCCAUUGUGCGUGGAUCUGCAGAAGAGAAGGAUGGAAAGGGAGAAGCAGGUAUUGGCUCAGAGAAAAUUGAAGUGGAGAUUCAACCAAUUGCAGCAGAGUUUGAAGCAAUCACGAGAGCCUUCAGAAACAAAGAAGCAAAGAUGGAAGACUUGUCCCAACAACUAAGGUUCCUCGAGAACUCUGUGAUGGAGGAAAAAAAGAAGAGGAGCUUCUGGACAUUGCUAUCCUCUGUAACAACAAUUUUUGCUGCAGCAUCUGUGGCCUAUGUUGCCAAGGGACACUAACUGAUCUGUAUUUUUCUAUUUUCUUUCGAGUUUUUUAGGUGGUUUCUUAGAAGUAGCUUUAAGGGUUUACUCUCUCCAGAGGUGAAACUAUACCAGAUGGUUUCUUUUUCUAUCUUACCUUGCCCGAACAAUGUAUGGUUCAUAGGUUCUUCCAACCAGGAAGAACUUCUGAUGAUCCUGAAAUCAAAAACUCUCAUUUAACAA